AUGUGGACCGGACUCAACACAAACCAGUCUGAAUCCGGUUCACCUAUCAGAGAGUUACCAGGAAAUGAAAAUGAGAGCAAGCGAGGAAAAAUCGCGAUCGGCUUCUUCAGCCACACCGUCACAGUGUCGCCACUCAAUCGCUGUCGCGUUUCUAUCGGAUUCCCGUUAGAGAAAGGUAAGUGGAGAAAGAUGAGGCCAAAAGCAGUGUGGGAGCCAGAUUACCACAGAGUGUUUCUCGACCUAUGCGUAGAGCAAACGUUGCAAGGGAACAAACCAAGAACGCAUUUCUCAAAACAAGGUUGGAGGAACAUACUGAAAUCGUUUCAGGAGCAGACGGGCGUGACUUACGAUAGAAUGCAGCUUAAGAACCAUUGGGAUACAAUGAGCAGGCAGUGGAAAAUUUGGCGCAGGCUCGUUCAGUGCAGCUAUAUGAAUUGGGAUCCUGAGACCAACACUUUUGGUGCGAGUGACGAAGAAUGGGCUUACUAUCUACAGGAGAAUCCUGAUGCAGGGCAGUAUCGGUGUAGUGUUCCACAAGAUCUGGAGAAGCUAACGGUUCUCUUUGAAGGUGGUAGUAACGUAGAGGUCGAAGAUGAUGAGGUUUUGGGUGUGAGGAAGAGGCUAAGGAGUUUUCAAGAAGAUGAUGAUGAAGAAGAAGAUAACCAAAGCAUGUGUAGCUCAUCUAACCCUCAAACAAAAGGGUACUGGUCUCCUUCUACGCACGAGCUGUUUCUUGACCUGUUGGUGCAAGAGACUGAGAAGGGAAACAGACCUGACACACAUUUUAACAAGAAAGGGUGGAAGACCAUUCUCGAGACGAUCAAUGAGAACGUGAGCGUUGGAUAUACAAGAGCGCAGCUGAAGAACCACUGGGAUUGCACUAGGAAGUCUUGGAAGAUCUGGUGUCAGCUUGUUGGAGAAAGUAGCAUGAAAUGGGAUCCGGAGACUCGUAGUUUCGGUGCCACUGAAGACGAAUGGCGAGCCUAUAUUCAGGAGAAUCCAAGAGCAGGACAGUUCCGGCACAAGGAAGUUCCUCAUGCUGAUAAACUCUCCAUCAUUUUCAGUGGAGUGAUAGAGCCAGGAGAGACAUACACUCCUCCUACGCGCAAGAAGCACCUCCGAGGUCGUUCUUGUGAGUCGCCACAAGAUGAAGCGAAUCUGAUGAUGGACAGUGAGGCCGGUCAGCCACUGGAUGUUGUGAAGUUGAUGAGUGAAGGUAUGCUGCAGGAGAGUCCGGUAUGCGUUGAGAUAGGAUCGGCGAAGCGGAUGUAUUGUAUCGGAGAGUGCAUUGAGAGCCUGGAUGCGAUGAAAGAAGUGGAGGAAGGAAGUGAGCUCUACUUGUUUGCGUUGGAUCAGUUCCUGAAGAGAGAGUAUAGAGAGAUCUUCUUAGAGCUGAAGAAGCCGAGCUUGAGGAUCGCAUGGUUGCAGAGACUUCAAUCUGCUGCGCUUUCUUAG
Microthlaspi erraticum is the source of this 1455-nucleotide messenger RNA. The record is from the annotation of a GenBank genome assembly. Lineage: Eukaryota; Viridiplantae; Streptophyta; Magnoliopsida; Brassicales; Brassicaceae.